Dendronephthya gigantea is the source of this 1879-nucleotide messenger RNA. Its product is annotated as eukaryotic translation initiation factor 2A-like. NCBI's taxonomy places the organism in Eukaryota, Metazoa, Cnidaria, Anthozoa, Malacalcyonacea, Nephtheidae. The coding region runs from base 29 to 1744 and encodes 571 amino acids. Gene Ontology annotation, biological process: translational initiation. Gene Ontology annotation, cellular component: cytosolic small ribosomal subunit. Gene Ontology annotation, molecular function: tRNA binding; translation initiation factor activity; mRNA binding. The record is from RefSeq and is a predicted model, not a curated record. The transcript is spliced from 21 exons.
CUUGCUUCAUGUCGCGCUGAAAUCCAAUAUGGCCGCCAACGUGGAAAUCCAGAAUUUACCUGCUCCUCCACAUUUAGCAAUUCGUGCCUCAGAUGGAGUCAGCGUUAAGAAGUUGGUCAACACCAGUUUAUGUGAUGUUCCUAACUUUAAAAAGGAUGAUUCAAAGCCAUCUAGAAUUUUGGAAUUUAGUUCAGAUGGUAAGAUGAUGGCAUGGUGUAAUUCAGAAAGCAUAAACGUAUUUGAUUUUGAUUCUGGCCGGAGACUACCCAGCAUACCAAGGGAGAAGACAAACCUACUUUCUUUUUCACCACAAAAUAAAUAUCUGGUGACGUGGGAACCUCUUAUUGUUAAGAGAGAUGGACCAAAAGAGAAAGACACCUUAGAGAUUUGGGAGGUAGAAACUGGGAAUUGUGUUAAAGGAUUUUGCAUUAAAAAACGGGAAAACAGCUCGUUGAAAUGGUCCGAGGAUGAAAUGAUAUGUGCUAAAUGUGUAACAAAUGAAGUUCAUUUCUAUGAGGAUGGAAAUUUUGCAAGUUUUGUGAAUAAACUACGAUUACAAGGGGUAAGCUGCAUCGAGAUCGCCCCGGGACCCUCUCCAUAUAAAAUUGCAGCCUAUGUCCGUGGUACGAAGGCUGCUCCAAGUUAUGUAAGAUUAUAUCAAUAUCCUAACUUUGAUAUACCUCUCGCCAAUAAAAGUUUUUUUAAAGCCGAGAAGGCGAAUAUACUUUGGAAUAAAAAAGGCACCGCCGCAUUGAUUUUAACCAGCACAGAAGUAGACCAUACUGGAGGCUCUUAUUAUGGAGAACAAAGUCUGCAAUAUAUUUCUACCAAUGGCGAUAGUAAUGUUGUCAUUUUACCAAAGAAAGGCCCUAUUUAUGCAAUUGAUUGGAAUCCAAACUCAUCCCAGUUUUGUGUUGUUUACGGAUAUAUGCCGGCUAAAGCUACAAUUUUCAACCUGAAAUGCGAGUCUGUGUUUGAUUUCGGAACCGGACCAAGAAAUGCUGCAUAUUUUAAUGCUCAUGGAAGCAUUCUUUGUUUAGCCGGUUUUGGUAACUUGCGAGGUAACAUGGAAUUUUGGGAUGUUAAGCGAUUUAAAGAGAUUAAUAAACUACAGGCUAGUGAUGCCACAGUAUUUGAAUGGUGUCCUGAUGGUCAACAUUUUAUGACUGCAACAACGUCUCCGCGAUUGCGAGAGGGCAAUGGAUAUAAGAUAUGGCAUUACAAUGGAAAUUGCGUUCAUGAAGAAUCAGUUUACGAACUUUGGCAAGUAUCAUGGCAACCACGUGCAGAGGGAGUCUUUCCUGAAGUCCCAAUCACAACGCCAAAAAAUGCCCAAAAACCCAAAGCAAAAGUCGAGGCCUAUCGCCCUCCUUCAGCAAGGGGAACCCCCGUUACAACUACAAAAUUGCAUGAAAUAGAACCUCCAGAAAAUCAGAAAUCUCGGGAGUUAUCUGCGAGUGCGUUGAAGAAUAAAAAGAAACGCGAAGCAAAAGCUCGGAGUAAAAAGGAAAAUGAGAGUAAAGAAACUGGCUCGAACAUGGUUGUCGAAACCCCACCUGCCGCCGCUCCUGUCCCUGCCACUGAGAAUGAUAAGAAAUUAAGAAAUCUGAGAAAGAAAUUAAAACAAAUUGAAGAUUUAAAAGGGCAGAAAAAAGCUGGAAAAAAAUUAGAAAAGAAUCAAGAAGAUAAAAUUAACUCCGAAGAAAGUGUUCGGGAAGAAUUAAGAAAACUUGAGCUGAUUUAAUUCCAUAAAUUUCAAAUUGUACUGAAUUAAGAAUAGAAAAAAAAUGAAAAAUAAUUCUUUUUCCAGUCAAUACUGUAAUCUUAGUCAUUAGUGUGGAUUUUUGAAAAAUGAACGAAUUCCUAUCGGCACACCCCA